AUGACCAGGACUUCGAAGGACAAAUUAUUUGAGUUAGACCCAGAGAUUGAGAGGACUUUCAAGGCUUUGAGAAUUCAAGAGAAAACUUCAGAAGACUCUGAGAUUACUUUAUCACAUUCAGAUAUUUCCAUGGCUGAUCAUAGCAGAACAAUGAAGGAGCUUGCAGCUCCUGAUGAGGCUUUCAAGUAUUCAUGCAUCACUUAUCCAACUUUAGAAGGGGAUUUUGAGUUGAGAUCAGGGCUGAUUCAUUUACUUCCUAAAUUUCAAGGGUUGUCUGGAGAAGACCCAAAUAGACAUUUGCAUGAAUUCCAUGUGGUGUGCUCAACCAUGAAGCCACAGGGAUAUAUUACCUCUUGGAUUGAUAUGAAGAAGGCUUUCUUGGAGAAAUUCUUUCCGGCUUCAAGGACUGCUACUAUCAGGAAAAGUAUCUGUGGUAUUCAACAAGUGGUGGGAGAGACACUUUAUGAAUAUUGGGAGAGAUUCAAGAAGUUAUGUGCAAGUUGUCCUCAGCACCAAAUUAGUGAGCAGUUACUAGUUCAGUACUUCUAUGAAGGAUUAUUGCCUAUGGACCGAAGUAUGAUAGAUACGGCAGCUGGAGGAGCUUUGGUGAAUAAAACUCCAGAACAAGCUAGAGAGCUCAUUUCUAAUAUGGCAGAAAAUUCUCAACAAUUUGGAAGUAGAGCUUUAACUACAAGAGGAGUAGGUGAGGUGCAAAUGUUUUCUAAUGAACAAAAGGAGAUAAGGAAUUCAUUGUUAGAGUUGACAUCUUUGGUUAAACAAUUGGCAUUGAAUAAUGUUAAUCAAACUUCCACUUUGCCUAGUACACAGUUUCCAUAUCAAUCAAGGGGAGUUUGUGGUAUUUGUUCUAGCCAAGAUCAUGAUUCAGAGUUAUGCCCUAAUCUUCAUCAAGAUGAGUCUUUAGCGGCAUUUUCUAGAGCUCAAUUUUCUCAAAAGUAUGAUCCUUAUUCUUCUACUUAUAAUCCUGAGUUUCCAGCAGCCUCAACAAAGUUUCCAGCAGCCAUUCCAACCUUCUCAGAGAUAAUUUCAAACUCACAAUGCCAGCCUGCAACUCAAUUCCAGCAGCAGCAAACACUUCCAGCACCUUCAAGGUUGAGUUUAACUCAAGGUGGUUCUAGUAAUGCUUUAAAUUCAGAGUUUCAGCAGACAAAACUGGAAGAAUUGAUGCAACAUAUGUUGCAACAGCAACAAAACCAGCAAAGGACAGAUUCAGCAAUUCAGAAUAUAGAAAGGCAGAUUGGGAGUGGAAGGAGAAUUUCGGAAUUUUUAAGUGAAGGAAAAGCUGCUGAAAAUUUUCCAGAAUUACAGCAGUCUAACUCCAGCAGUGAAGAAAUUCAAGAAGAUCAGAGUGUUCCAAAUUCGAGUUCUAUUCCAAAUCUAAUUGAUCCAUUGGACUUGGAGCAUUCACAAAGAGGAGGGAGUUUGAUUCCAGAAAUUUCCAGCAGCUCAUAUCCAACUGAACAAUUUCCAGCAGAAUUGCCAAAUCCCAGCAAAUCUGGAAAUUUAGGAAUUCAGAAUUCUGUUCAAGAAGGUUUAGAGCCAAGCAUUCCAUUGCCUUUUCCUCAACGAAAAACUCAACCAAGGAAGAAUGUAGAAGAGGAGAGAGCUAAGGAAUUUAAAGAGCUAAGGAAUUUAAAGAGCUAG
Molecule: messenger RNA, 1662 nt
Organism: Zingiber officinale
Lineage: Eukaryota; Viridiplantae; Streptophyta; Magnoliopsida; Zingiberales; Zingiberaceae
Exons: 5
Coding region: 1-1662 (553 amino acids)
Source: RefSeq, a predicted model, not a curated record